Messenger RNA from Thermochaetoides thermophila DSM 1495, 3849 nucleotides. RefSeq lists its product as uncharacterized. The transcript is spliced from 2 exons. Lineage: Eukaryota; Fungi; Ascomycota; Sordariomycetes; Sordariales; Chaetomiaceae. The record is from RefSeq and is a predicted model, not a curated record. Bases 1 to 3849 code for a protein of 1282 amino acids. Gene Ontology annotation, molecular function: nucleic acid binding.
AUGGCUGCCCCCAUUCUUACGCCGGGCCAGGCCUAUGGUGAGCCUGUCUGUCGUCCCAAGCUGCAGGGCAGGCCUCCUCUUGCCUUCUAUUUGUUUCCUCCGGCAGAUGGAGAGUGUCUUUUUACUUUGAGCGACGAGAUCAAGGCCCCUCGUGUAUUUGAUCGCAAAAAAAAUCCGAUUCUCCCUCUCGAUAUUCCGACCUGGAGCCCCCUCGAGAUCCAGCUCGAGGCAAACAAGAUUCGCACCAAGCAUCCCCAUCUUGCUCGUCUCGUUCAGUGGCCCAGCUCCUGGCACUAUCUUUACAAGUACUUCGACUCUGUUGACCUCUGGACCAAGGGAGCCUGGAAUCUGCUUGCUCUUCUCGAGCAUCUUGCCGAAGAGAACGAAAAGGCCGACAAGGAGGCCGGUUACGUUUACGAGGACAGCGCAAAGUCGACCAAUUUUGAUGUUGUCGAUGACUGGGUUUGGAAAUGGUGCUCUUGGGAAGAGAACCGCGAUCUUCUGAGCACUUGGGAUCGCCGCACCGACAUCCUGAACCUUCUCAAUGCCGCCCAUUGGACAAGCAUCGGGCCCAUCUCCCCCGAAGACAAGGACAAAUUGCGUAACUGCCUGCUCUACUGGCAUGCCAUGUAUUUCAGCCAUGAUCCGCGCUCUCUUCCCGCCGACUAUCUGGAUAACCUUCCUCAGCUCGACAGAAAUGGCGACGAUAUCACGGGCACUACACCCACUACUGCUGCACCGGCUCAGACAGUGAAUGUGACAGACAAAUCGUCCGAUGCCGAAACUGCCGUUCCUGAACCUACUGUUUCUUCUAUCGCCAAUGAUGAUGCUUCGAAUUUGGCUGUCAUCCCUACCACGGAUUCUGCGGCCGAGGACGGUCAGACUACUCAGCAGGCGGUCAUCAUUGCGCCUCGUUCUGAUAUCGUCAUUGUCAACGGAAGCAACUACAAGAAGUCAGUUGGUGCGUCCGCGCUUGCCUCUAUGCGGAACUCGGCCUCUCCUGAGGCCCGAAUCGGUCAUCGCGCUUCCAAGUCCGGCCCUGUUCCUACCGAUCGCUCUCUGGCGACCCAAGCCGCCAGCAUCAUGGCUCCUGGACCUUCCCGUCUCCCUAUUCGUCACCAGCAGCCACAUCAAUCUGAGAAGCACGCCCAGCGGGCGGAGAAAUCGCAGGCACAGUCCCCUCAAAAGUCCGUCAUGGCCACACCACCCAUGGGGCCCUCCAACAUCAACAUGCAUCGUGGGGCAGAUUUGAUCCAGCAGCGUUGCUCUAACGCCCAUAAGAGGCAGAGCGACACAGAAGUCUACCUCGCCUGCGACUGCAACCGGUGCAUGACGGCUUCUCGCUCGAUCCAUGUGCGGCGCAUCUCUUCAGGAUCAAGCAAUUUGAGCAAGGAGCAAAUCGAGACUAUUCUCACCAACUACUUCAGCACCUGGGGCCACGUCGAGGCUGUCGUCGCCAAAACGAAGGUUAUCGACAACAGGAGGAGCUGCUAUGCCAACGUUCGGUUUACCAGCGAGAAGAGCGCUCUUAUCGCCGUAGCCAACGCUAACGACCGGCCCCUUGAGCCAUUAAGCAAGUGUGCGUCCGUGUCACACCCGUACUUCUCUAAAUGGUUUAUUCCUGCCCCGAUGCGAUCCCCGUUCAGGAAGUUCCGCGAGCGAAACGACUCGACAACGACCAGGACGACCUGGCAAUCAUCCCCGAAGACCAGCAGCCCCGGUAGCAGCGGGCCCCGGAACUCUUGGAACACACCGCCCCGCGGAAGUCGUGGCAUGAUGCCUGUCGCGACGCCCAGCAGCGCUCGUUCGAUCACUGUACCGCAUCAGUUUCAGGGCAACGUGCCACCUGUGCACUUCUUUGCCCCCUCGGGACAUUACUCGCGGCCUGUCGAUGUUCCAUAUGGCCCUUUCUACCACCAGCUCCCCCCAAACCUUCACCAGAUGACCCAUGGUGCACCGCCUGCGCAGGCCUGGGCUGACAUGCGGCUACAGCCCGGUUUUGUGCAUUCGCAGACUCCUUUCCAGCCAAAUCCAUCACUGAUGGGUCCUCCCAGGUCUCUUCCCAGCAAUCAGGACGUUAUGCCGGUCGUCCGGCACAUCUUCCGUCAAAACGAACUGACUGUGACUGAGGAAGCUGUUUCAACUGUGAGUGACUCAGCUUGCAACGAGCGCUCCUCUUACGGUCAAACUAAGAACGGUGAAGCGAAUGACAUGCAGACGAGGCCUUCGAUUGAGGAUGACCUUGCCAACGAUCUGUAUGGGCCAAAGCCGACCAAGUCCUCUUCGUCAAAACCUGGAUCAGCGAUUUCUGUCCGUCUACCAAGCAUGUCUCCCACUAGGGCUUCUUCUCCGGCUAAUAUGGAACCCGAGACCACUUCCAGUAAUGAGAAUAAAGAUAUACAGGAUGGCAAGGACGACGGGAAGGCCAAAAAAAGUCCAGAUCUUUCUAUCUAUUGCGAGGGGGAGCCUGUCCAAGCCUCAACCAAGGAAGAAUCACCUGCCUCUCCAGAGGAGGAUAACUCUGACCAGGCAAUCCAGCGUAAUGAUGAGGCGAAGGAAUUGCCGAGUGCUAGUGCUACUGCCGGCCAGGAUAGGUCCUCCGAUGGUCACCUCAACGGCAACAACUCGCCCAAGAACCCUUCGGCACUCAGCCGCUCGGGCAGCAGGAAUAGCGUUCGCUACUCUUCUCGUUUUGAUGUCGGGGACAUCCGCCUUGAAGAAGGCUUCUCGGAGACAGUGAUUCACCGCCCUAACCGUCGACAGAACAUCUUUGCCGAGUGGAUGCCCACUGGAGAGGACGGUUAUGAGCACCUGAGUGAUGGCCCCAACAAUACCAACAGCCGACCUAGCCGCAACGAUCGUCGUAUUUAUCAACAUGGCAACUACCACAGGAAGCGGAAGAUUCCGUUCUCUGCUGCCCAGUAUCGAAAUGCAGCUGGUGAUAAUCUCGCUGCAACCCAUGUUUCGACUCCGCCUGUGCUUGCUCCUGUACCGUUGGUCAACCCCUUGAAUAAGAACAAACACCAUCAUAAGAAGUCGUCAGUCUCAAACGCGGGGGCUACGACAAAUGGUGGUGCUCAGGCGUCUACUUCCACUAUUGUGGUAACCUCGGAGUUUCAGGAACAGGGUGCGCGACGCCUUGACCAGCAACCAUGCAACGAGCAGAAGAGCAGCAAUAAUGCAAUCACCGCCAACAACCCAAGGACGAAUGUCAAUGGCCCGACCAAAUCUAAAAGGAAUAAGCGCAAGGCUGCCACCGCCGCAGCUGCUGCAGUAGCCUUGACUGGUAGUGUGGGCAUGAACGGUGCCAAUGGCUCGUCCACUUCUACCAACACGACUGCCGCCAAGGCCAACGGCAACACGCCCACCACGACUUCUACAUCCGUCACUACUCCGGCUGCGCAUGGUACCACAGCCAAGCCCACUAACGGGACCGCCGAAAGCCCGAGUUCUGAAUCCUCUCGCGCGGCGACUCCCGCAAUUUCAGAUUCGAGCGUCACCAUCUCGGCCUCUCCUCGCGAGGUCCCAGCCCCGACCCGCGCUCGCUCUCGGGCGGGUGUGAGAGCUAGCUCUACAGCAGCCAACGACACCACCGUCCCCUCUUCUGUGCCAACCGUGAGCGCACAAUCCACUACUACUGCUUGCACUCCUACUUCUACUUCUAGUGCUCUUGCUCCUGCACCUCCUGUUCGGGUGCCUUCCUACUCAGAGGUCGUCGCCUCCGGUGUGACAAAGAGCAAGAACGGAAACAAUGCAGCUGUUUUCAAGGGGCAAGGGGAAGGCGGUGAAGAAGAAGAGAGAGGCGGACUCUGCACAAGCGAAGCAAUUGCAAACAGAGUAAAGGCCUGA